Molecule: messenger RNA, 1584 nt
Organism: Synchiropus splendidus (mandarinfish)
Lineage: Eukaryota; Metazoa; Chordata; Actinopteri; Syngnathiformes; Callionymidae
Gene: slc35f6
Product: solute carrier family 35 member F6
Exons: 6
Coding region: 94-1227 (377 amino acids)
Biological process (GO): transmembrane transport
Cellular component (GO): intracellular membrane-bounded organelle; membrane
Molecular function (GO): transmembrane transporter activity
Source: RefSeq, a predicted model, not a curated record
CGUUCACAGCCAGCAGCAGGAGCAGCUUCACUGACCACAACAAGCGGGACCUGCUCUGACCUGGACAGACCUUCUGCUCGCGACUCGGACGACAUGGCGUGGACCAAAUACCAGCUCCUGCUGGCGGGACUGAUGCUGACCACCGGGUCUAUCAACACGUUAUCGGCGAAAUGGGCAGAUUUAUUCACAGCGAAAGGUUGCCAUGACGACCCGGCACAUCAGUUCUCUCACCCGUUUGUGCAGGCGGUCGGGAUGUUUCUGGGCGAGUUCAGCUGCCUGGGCGUCUUCUACAUCCUGCUGUGCCUCGACAAGCGCAAGCCCGAGCCCACCAUGAACCCGGGCCAGAGCUUCAACCCCAUCCUCUUCCUGGCGCCGGCCAUGUGCGACAUGACGGCCACGUCCACCAUGUAUGUUGCUCUGAACAUGACCAGCGCCUCCAGCUUCCAGAUGCUGCGUGGAGCCGUCAUCAUCUUCACCGGUCUGCUCUCCGUGGCCUUCCUGGGUCGCCGCCUGGUGGCCAGUCAGUGGACGGGCAUCUUCAUCACCAUCCUGGGCCUGGUGAUUGUGGGACUGGCCGACUUCCUGAGCGGCAACCACGACUCGCACAAGCUCAGCGACGUCAUCACAGGGGAUCUUCUCAUCGUCAUGGCGCAGGUGAUCGUGGCCGUGCAGAUGGUGCUGGAGGAGAAGUUUGUCUACAAACACGACGUGCACCCGCUCAAAGCCGUCGGCACUGAAGGUUGCUUCGGCUUCUUCGUCCUCUCCCUGCUGCUCAUCCCCAUGUACUUCAUCUACGUGGGGAACUUCGGCAGCAACCCUCGCCACGUGCUGGAGGACGCGCUGGACGCCUUCUGCCAGAUCGGCCACCAGCCGCUCAUCCUGCUGGCGCUGCUGGGCAACACGGUCAGCAUCGCCUUCUUCAACUUCGCCGGCAUCAGCGUGACCAAGGAGAUCAGCGCCACCACGCGCAUGGUGCUGGACAGCCUGCGCACGCUGGUCAUCUGGGUGGUCAGCCUGGCGCUGGGCUGGGAGCACUUCCACUACCUGCAGGUGCUGGGCUUCCUGGUGCUGCUGCUGGGGGCCGGACUCUACAACGGACUGCACUACCCCCUGCUGCUCAGGUGCCUUUCCUGCAUCCGCUCCUUCAACCUGGACGUGGAGAGAAACGCGGGAGAAACAGAGAGACUCCUGGGUAACGGAAACGUUCCGACCCGGGACGAGAGCUAGACGACGCUGACGGAUCCUCCUCAUCGAACACCACCCAUACAAUGACGUUCUUAGAUAUUUAUUCCUCUGAUUCCUGAAUCUGACUCACGUCAGGUACUCACCUUUCAUUUUUUUAGAUUUUUAUUUUCUUUUUUUACAUGAAUACGGGGGGGGGGGGUUUGUGCCAAAGCCAUUUCUAUACGUGCAAUCCAAUGAAUCGCCAAGAGGGGGCGCCACUUGGACUGGAAUUCAACUUCAGUUCGACUGGAUCGCAAACUGAAAAGGGAACUAUUGAUCGAUCACACUGGCUGUUUUCUUCUCGACACUGAAACGUUGUUAAAAAAUGAAAUCAUGUUUUUUAAAAUAAAAAUGUCUAUU